AUGUCGCAGCCGCAACAGUAUCCCCUUCUAUCCCGCGAAAGUACUCUCGCCCAGCUCCCCGUCGAGUACCCUACCGACACCCAAGACCAAAUCUCUCAAAUCCUCUCAACCUCCACAAUCAAUCGCCUCGUGGUGCUAGAUGACGACCCAACCGGCACACAAACCUGUCACGACAUCAACGUCCUUGCCGUUUGGGACAUCCCAACACUAACAGCAGAAUUCCAAACCAACUCCCCUGGCUUCUUCAUCCUAACCAACUCUCGCGCCCUCCCACCCAACGACGCCAAAACCCUCAUCCAAACCAUUUGUACGAACGUCUCUGCAGCAGCUCAAUCAACGGGCAACAAAGUCGACAUCGUCCUCCGUGGUGAUAGCACCCUGCGCGGCCAUUUCCCACUAGAAACGGACGUCGCACAGUCCGUCUUCGGGCCAGCAGAUGCCCUGGUCCUAGCUCCAUUCUUCUUUCAAGGCGGCCGAUACACCAUUGAUGACGUCCAUUAUGUUGCAGAAGGCAGUCAGCUCGUGCCGGCGGGAUCGACGCAGUUUGCGAAAGAUGCUACAUUCGGAUACAAGAGUUCCAAUCUACGUGACUAUGUGCAGGAAAAAGCGCCCGCGCGUUUUUCAGUCGAUCAAUUGCACUCUGUGACCAUCGACGAGAUCCGUCGUGGAGGUCCCGAGGCCGUCUGUGAGAAAUUGCUCGCAUCACCUGUCGGCGGCGUGGUGAUUGUGAAUGCGGCCGCGGAGUCGGACAUGCAUGUCUUUGUCGCGGGUUUAUUACUCGCCGAAUCUAAAGGAAAACACUUCCUCUACCGCACUGGCGCAGCCUUCGUCUCAACAAGACUCGGCAUCCGCUCCAAAGCCCCCAUAACCGCGACAGACCUCCACCUUCCUUCGCCCCGACAAACUGGUGGACUAAUCCUCGCAGGCUCCUACGUGCCGAAGACAACAGCUCAGCUCAAAGUACUGACAGACCGUCGCGGAAGCGCGGGGCAACUUGCAGUAAUCGAAAUCAAGGUUGAGGAGCUCAUUUCUUCACCUGCAACGGCGGCGGAGACUGUAUCGCGGAUCGUGAAAGAAACAGAAUCUUAUUUGGGUGCUGGGAUGGAUACCCUUGUUAUGACUAGUCGAAAACUCAUCACUGGCAAAGAUGAGCUUUCAUCGUUGAGUAUUGGGGCCGUUGUUGCCGAAGCGCUUGUCAAUGUUUUGAGAAGGAUUGAAGUGCGGCCCAGAUAUAUUGUUGCAAAGGGUGGCAUCACUUCUUCCGAUGCUGCGACGAAAGGGCUGAAUGUCAAACGGGCCUUGAUUGUUGGCCAGGCCGCUCCCGGUGUGCCUCUUUGGAGAUGUGAUGAGAGUACAUCUCGGCAUCGGGGUGUGCCUUUCGUUGUGUUUCCUGGCAAUGUGGGUGGGGAGACAGCACUUUGUGACUUAGUCGAGGGAUGGAGCUAG
Molecule: messenger RNA, 1446 nt
Organism: Penicillium verhagenii
Lineage: Eukaryota; Fungi; Ascomycota; Eurotiomycetes; Eurotiales; Aspergillaceae
Exons: 3
Coding region: 1-1446 (481 amino acids)
Source: RefSeq, a predicted model, not a curated record